AGGAGCUAAUAUUUGUUAAUAACACAGCAUUGAAGCGCCUCUGGAGCAUGUUUGUUUUUGUAUUAAGUGUAUUUUAGCAGCCAGGUCUUGUUUUUCACAUUUGGCCGUGUUUAUGUUAACAGGACCAGUGGGUAAAUGGGGUGAGAGGUCAUGUUUCUCCACAAUGAACCCAGUCCGCAAACGCCUCAAACUAAGCCCAUCCGAACUGCAGCAUGCAACUGGCAUCACCAGCACUGCCCAGUGUGUCAGACCGCCUCAGCUCAACUCCCAUGAUGCUUUGAUGCUGCCAGGAGCCAGAGCAGAGCAGGAAGAAGAGGAGGGGUACCUGCUGGUGGAGGAAGAUACCACUGAUUCCAGCCUCGUCAUCACUAUGGAGGACAGUCAGGUGAAGGUAAAGACAGCGAGAAGGAAGGCACCGAAGAGGAAAAAGCGCACACUGAACGAGGGAGGACAUGAUGAAAAGAGCAGGACCUCUGAAACCGAGGAAGAGGAAGAGACAGGAGUGGAAGUGGAGAUUGACACCCAGCUGGACCAAUCACUGGAGACAAAGUCCAAACAACACAACCUUACCACUGUGAAUGUCAAAAACAUCAUCCACGAAGUGAUCACCAAUGAACAUGUGGUGGCAAUGAUGAAAGCUGCCAUCAAUGAGACAGAGACAGUCCCUCCGUUUGAGCCUAAAAUGACUCGAUCCAAGUUAAAAGAAGUGGUAGAGAAGGGAGUGGUGAUUCCCACCUGGAACAUCUCACCCAUUAAGAAAAGCAGUGACAUCAACAAGGCUCCUCAGUUUGUGGACAUUCCUCUGGCUGAGGAGGACUCAUCCGAUGAAGARUAUCGCCCUGAUGAAGAAGAUGAAGACGAAACGGCUGAAGACACGUUCCAGGAGAGCGACAUGGAGAGCACAGCGUCGUCUCCAAGAGGGAGUCGACUCAGCAGAGCGGAGGAGGACAGCUGCAGCCCCUGGCAGACGUCUCGGUUUAAACCCAGACGUGUCAAGGUGGGCUUAAUGGGUCCUCCCCCUCCCCCCAAAGCCCUGCCGCCUAAAGGUGUGACUGACAGCAUCUUCCUGGAGAAACUUCAUGCUGUUGAAGAGGAGCUGGCAGAUUGUAUGGAGCCCUAUCAGCCUCUGUCUGAGUCCGAGGAUGAGUCAGGUGUGAUGGCGUGCCGGACUAGGUCCAAGCGUCCUCUCCGAAAYGUCCCGCUCGGUCAGCUGGAGGCGGAGCUCCGAGCCCCCGACAUAACUCCAGACAUGUACGACUCCAACUCUGCGCCYGAGGACAAGGACUGGACGGACUGGUUGAUAGGCCUGAUGAGCUCAGAUGUAGAUAACGAAGAGGAGUGUGAUGAUGAUGACGAUCCUGAGUACAACUUCCUGGCUGACACAGACGAGCCUGAUUUGGAGGAUUACCGCGACGACAAGGCUGUCCGGAUCACAAAGAAAGAGGUGAACGAGCUGAUGGAGGAGCUGUUUGAAACGUUGAAAGAGGACUUGGCCGGACAGGAAGUGGAGGACGAAGGCCACGAGGAAGAGGAGGAGCCACAGGAGGAGUCGCACUCCGCUCGGACGCGCACGUUUGAAGGGCAGCACAGAGGACCGGCCGACGACGAGGCGGAGGACGAACCAAUCACAGAGCUGCGCACGGUGAGGCAGCAGCUGGCGUUGAUCAGGAAGCGACGGCAGACGAACGCGUCGUACGGCGUGCACUGUCCGGAACCGUACACGCUGAAGCUGAGCGCUCAGCAGAAGCAGAGGCUGGAGCAGCAGCUUCAACAGUGCGCUGCUUCCCCGUCAUGCCCGCUGAGCUGGCCUGGUUAUUAGCCACUCGUCCAGUCUUCCUGUACCCGGAGCUGCUGCCCUGUGCCAGCCUCGACCCUGCCAUGUACUGCCCCCGCAGGACGGCGGCUUUCACUGCAGCUGAGGACUGUCUGCUGGUUCUGGGCCUCAGGAACAUGGAGGGGGCAUCUGACCCACCCAAGCUCGUAUCUCAGUUUCUGCUGAGGAAAACCGUGGUACAGGUCCGACGGAGAAUCCUGCAGUGCUGCAGACCCGGUACACCCGACAACAUUGUCAAGGCCUACAGGUACCAGCAGGUGGUGCGGUCGAUGCCAGUGGCCUGUCGUCACGUGGAUCCAGCGGUGAGACGACCACCUGUGGAGCGAGAGCAGCUCGUCCUGCCUCUGUGGCUCGUGCGAAGCCUCCCCAUCAUCUAUCCGACCAUCAAGCACUUCAACAACCCRUCUGGCCCUGCCCCAGAAGCCCCGCCCUCCUGCAGGAGAGCUAAGGUGCGUCACAGUCACCUGGCCUUCGUGCGCUCCGCCCUGGACACCUACAGCUUCCCACCUGGGACCAGAUACCCGCCUCGCCUCCCCACAAACCUGGACUUUAAACGGAUGGGGUUCGUCCUCCUACAGCAGCCCGUCCCCUCUCCUCCUCGUGRCUCCUCCUCCUCCUCCUGA
Molecule: messenger RNA, 2457 nt
Organism: Austrofundulus limnaeus
Lineage: Eukaryota; Metazoa; Chordata; Actinopteri; Cyprinodontiformes; Rivulidae
Product: GON-4-like protein
Biological process (GO): regulation of DNA-templated transcription
Cellular component (GO): nucleus
Molecular function (GO): transcription coregulator activity
Source: RefSeq, a predicted model, not a curated record